AAAUUAAAUUCAGCCAUGUCAGCUAUAUUAAGUUUUAGAGGUUCUAUUUUUGUUUAAAUUGACACUGGUAGAGACCUAUUUUCAGCUUUUCUGAUAAUUGUCAUACUCACAUGGAUUAACAAGCAGUGACGAAUUCGCUGGAGUUGAUUGAUCAAGGUUAUGUCUUUGUUUCUGGGCCCCCAUUGGAUUCAUCAUCAUCUGCCGGUGCCUCUAUGCAUACAAAUAAUAGCAUGCCAAUGAUGUCAGGACAAGCUGCAGGGAAUGUGCACUCUAGACCAAGUGCCCCGGUUCCCAUUAUCGGUUCUGCAAUCAAUAAAGUAGGUUGUGUAGGAAGUGUGGAUAGCCACACAUCUGCCCAUGGUACAUCACAAGGAUCAGCGGAUAUAGCAGACACAUUGGAGCAACCAUCAAGUGAUUGCCUAAGGAGGAUUGAGUCAUUGCAGCAUUGCGCUAGUGCUAUAACUGAAUUAGUAAAUGAGAAGGUAAGUCACCGAUCAGCACUAUGUUUAGGAAGUAACAUUCUAUGGAUUAUGUAUUUUGUCUUAUGGGCAUAGUCUGGUGAUUAACAAUUACGGACUACUUGUUUUUGUUAUAAUGCAUCCAAUUAGUGUUGUAUAGUGACUAUAGUCAGCAGUAACACUUUUUUAUAUUGAUUUUUACUUUGAAAAUACACUAACCUUUAAGCCCUUUAGAAAAAAAAUUAUUAAGCUAUUUGAAACUUCAACGAAAAUAAUUUGAUCUUUCUAUAUGUUAGUUGAAAGUGGUCAUAUAAUAUUUAAUAUCUUAUGCUUCAUUUUUAAAAGUCUGAGGCAGGCAUAUAUCUGGAAGCGUUUUCAAUUCAGCUUGUCGUUCUUGCAAUAUGGAAGCAAGCCUUGCACAUAUGUCAUGCUCAAGCAGCGUCAGCAAUUGAAGGAAGCCCAACCCAACAUGUUGCUAAACUGGGUCAAGGACUUGUCAAUGUGCACAAGCCGGUUGAUGCUUUCUCUAACACUUUGGUGCCACAGGAUAUCUGUUUUCAUAUAGAAAAAUCAUUUCUAAGUGAAGUUCAGAAUGCGGAUGAGCUUUCCAAAUUUGUUGAGCCCGGUAAUACGGAUGUGCCAGAUGCAAUGGAGAUAAUAUUCCAAUCUGCGCUAGAAAUGGGAAGGAAAGGGGCAGUUGACGAGUACAUGGGCCGAACAGAAAAUGCAGUGUUGUUUUAUUCAAAGGCAGUGCAGUUGCUAACGUUCCUUCAAGUUGAAGCAUCGUCUCUCAUUCUUAGCCCACCAUUCAACCUCACUAACACAGACCGGUAUAGGCUCCGGAGUUAUAUAGAUGUCCUUAAAAACAGGCAAAGCGUUUCAAGGUCUCAAAUCAUGGCUCUCCUCAACAUUGAAGAAGACAAGGUCUCAACCAACUCUGACUAGCCUCCAAAUCAUGCCAUUUUAUACUCUUCAAAAUGUAAGAAGUAUUUGUUGUGUACAGUUAAUUCUUUAAUUUUGUGCAGUUCUUCUAUCAUGGUUAACCUAUGAUUCAAGAAUCUAACAUCACUAAACUACCCUGCCUGCAAUCCAUCAUCAAAGAAAGCUUGAGGUUGCGCCCACCCAUUGUAUUUCUUCUGCAUCGUAAGGCAAACACAAAUGUUGAACUGUACAACUAUGUGUUGUCCAAAAAUUCCCAAGUCCUAGUAAACUUAAUGGGCCGUGGGGCGAGAUCUUAAGGUUUGUGAAAACUCCGAAAUAUUUUCUCUUGAUAAGUUUUUUGACAAGGAAAUCGAUGUCAAAGAUAGGUAGGGAUUUCGAGAUCCAAAGGGUAAGAGCUCAAAAUCCCUACCUUUGACAUCAAUUUCCUUGUCCAAAAACCUCUCGGUACAAAAUAUUUCAGGGUUUUCCCACACCUUAGGAUCUCGUCCUAUCCUAUAAGUUUACUAGGACUUGGAAAUUUUUGGGCACCACAUAGUUGUACUGUUCAACAUCUAUGUUUGCCUUACGAGGCAGAAGAAAUACAGUGGACGGGUGCAACAUCAUCAGGUUUACUUUGAUGAUGGAUUGCACGUAUGGUAGUUUAGAGAUGUCAUAUUCUGAAACUAGGAUCCAUUUGAAUCCUCUCCUCCUGAUUAACCUUAAAUUCUCAUCUCCUAGAUGUCUUUUAAGUAAUCUAUUUGGCCUUUAAAAUUUGGGAAGCAUCAAUGGCAUGUAAUUAGAUAGGACUAAACACCAAAAAUGGCAUCAAAGUUGAUAUCAGUAUUCUCUCACAUAUAAUAAUUGCUCACCUUACCAACAAUAAAUGUCUAUGAAAAAU
This is a messenger RNA of Cuscuta campestris, 2277 nucleotides long. Lineage: Eukaryota; Viridiplantae; Streptophyta; Magnoliopsida; Solanales; Convolvulaceae. The record is from the annotation of a GenBank genome assembly.